GUUUGUGUAAUCUAUAUCGCGCUUUUAAGAUAUACGAGCUAUUCGCCGGCGCUCGUCUAGCUGGGACUUAUAUAAAGGCACGCGUACGACGCGUACGCGGCUAUACCGGUGCCGCGUGUUGUCCGCGAUGCUUACCGGCGAUGUGACUGAAAAAUCCGUAACGUAUCCGCGUGCGUGCACAGAAUGAACGUAACUGUGAGAGAUCCACUCCGCGCGGUCCACGAUUUCCUGAGGCGCACCGGGAAACUCUGGUACCUCGUCGAUCCCCGGGAGACGACCUUCGAGUUCCUGCACGAGGUGCCGGACUAUCACCAGCAGAUAUGGAUGCCGUUCUUCCUCCUGCUGAUUCUCGAGCAGAUUACUUUGGGAAAGAAGAGGUUUCGUGUGAACGAUCAAGUGACUUCGCUAUCGCACUGGGUGCUCCAUGAAACUGUCAGAGUCUUUUCGCGCGGCGCCGAGUAUUAUGCAUAUAUCGCGAUCUACGAGAAAUUCGGCAGGAGAUGGGACCUAGCUUGGGACUCGCCGUGGACAUGGUACAUUACUUUCAUUGCCGUGGACUUCUGUUACUAUUGGGCUCAUCGCAGUAACCACGAGAUUCACUUCUUGUGGGCCCAUCAUCAGGUGCAUCACAGUAGUGAGGAGUUCAAUCUCGCGGUUGGCCUGCGGCAGUCCAUUUUGCAACACUGGUGCAACUUUGUAUUUUACCUGCUGCUCGCCUUCUUUAUACCACCGUCGCACUUUAUGGUUCACAAUCAACUCAACUUGAUAUACCAAUUGUGGAUACACACGACAGUCAUCCGUGAUCUCGGACCGCUCGAAUUGAUUUUUAAUACGCCCAAGCACCAUCGCGUUCAUCACGGCUGCAAUCUUUAUUGCUUGGACAAGAACUACGGGGGCAUGCUUAUAAUAUGGGAUCGAAUGUUCGGUACCUUCCGAGAGGAAGAACAGAGCGAAGAGAUAGUUUACGGCCUCGUGGUUAAUGCCGAUUCAUUUAAUGCAUUUUAUUUGCAGCUAUUUUAUUUGAAAAAUUUGAUUAAGAAGAGCCUAAGUAUGGAUACGUGGGCCGAUAAGCUCGCCGUUUUCUGGAAAGGGCCCAGUUGGUUUCCAGGUGGACCGCGUUUGGGUCUAGACGAAUUUAAAAUAAAAGUGGAGCCUAGACCUGCAUACGAUCCACACGUACCAGAUUGGCAAAAAGUGUACGUCAGCUUGCAGUUUCUGAUGGUUUUUCUCAAUCAUCAUCAACUGUACAAGACUGAGAAUCUAAAUGACCUCUCGACAAUAUUCGCAGUGGCGAACAGUUUCGCCGCUCUCGCCAGCGUCGGCUUGUUACUUGACAAGCGUGCGUUUAUAUAUCCCUUUAUUAUUGAAUUUGCGCGUUGCAGCGUAUACGUGUACUUUGUACGCGCAACGCAUCAAGAUAAUUUAAUUGCCUGUUGGACGUAUUAUAUACAUCUGUUUCAAUUGACUUUUAUCUGGUUACCUCACUUUGUACAUAAAGCUUAUGAAUAUUUUUUAUGUGCGUUUAUUCAUGGACGCGCGCACGCUAUUAACGUUCAAGAGAAAAAUCAGAAAGAUGCGCAGUAGGUUCGAAGCACAGGAAAGCUAGGAAGCUCUCCGCUGGAGAUCAGGAUUCGCACGGCCGGGAGAAAUAAACGUGUACUUGCGAACUUUAGAUAAUGCACAAAUGUAUAUUUUCACCGUUAAGGAAACAAGCUUUUCUUUAAAUGACAUUAUUAACUUGUAAUAAUACGUAGUGCGUCUGUAAAUAUCAUGUAAACAUAAUCGAUAACAUUGUAAUUCUGUAUUUCAUAAAACGGAUAUAUAAGUUUCGUCAAAC
Ooceraea biroi (clonal raider ant) is the source of this 1837-nucleotide messenger RNA. Its product is annotated as alkylglycerol monooxygenase. The record is from RefSeq and is a predicted model, not a curated record. Gene Ontology annotation, cellular component: endoplasmic reticulum. Gene Ontology annotation, biological process: lipid biosynthetic process. Gene Ontology annotation, molecular function: iron ion binding; glyceryl-ether monooxygenase activity. Lineage: Eukaryota; Metazoa; Arthropoda; Insecta; Hymenoptera; Formicidae.